GAAAUGCUGUGAGGGCUUUCGUUUCGUCAUGGGCCAGUGCAUACCUGAAAGUGUGGAUGUGUGUGCUGGCUCCCCCUGUGAGCAGCAGUGCACUGAUAACUUUGGCAGGGUGGUCUGCACCUGUUACCCUGGUUACCGCUUCGACCGGGAGAGACACAAAAAACACCUGCAACCCUACUGUCUGGACAUUGAUGAGUGUGAGGAGUCCAACGAUACGGUUUGUGACCACGUGUGUGAGAACACUCCUGGAAGCUUCCACUGUCGCUGCCUCAGUGGCUACAUCCUGGCUCCAGACCAGAGCUCCUGUGUGCCUACACACAACCUGACUGGCCCUGGUAAGCUGGAUCCUCUGAUGAGCUCCGGCUCCUGCUCCGUCACCUGCCAGGACAUCAUCAGCAUGCGCAACAGCCUGCAGCAGCUCAAACUCAGACUGGCCUCACACUCACCUGCACAGGCCCUGACUCCUGGCCUGGCCAACAGCAGUGAUAAGCCCUCUGUGGGGAGGACAGGGAAAGGGCAGGAGCUCCACCCAGCAGCUGGCCUGCCUGGCUCACCUGGGUCGCCCGGCCUGCCAGGGCACCCAGGAGAGCCGGGGGAGAAGGGUGAGCCAGGGGCCAGGGGCCCUCCUGGUCCUCCGGGGCCUCGGGGAGACAUGGGGCCCAUGAGCCCGCAGCCCGACCUGGAGCACGUGAAGCGGGGCCGCCGGGGGCCAGUGGGACCUCCUGGAGCGCCAGGGAGAGAUGGACUAAAGGGAGACCGCGGUUCGCCGGGCUCCAGAGGACCUCCGGGGCCACCAGGGUCCUUUGACUUCCUGCUUCUGAUGAUGGCAGACAUCCGCAACGACAUCAUCGAACUGCAGGAGCACGUCUUCGGGAAGAGGCGGGACCUAUCACUGGACAGCCCGCCCCAUUCCAGUGGAGAGGCGGGGAUUGGAGACUGGGGCUCAGGGCAAGGAGAGCUCAUAUUCAACACCUGACCACCGUACUCGCCGCUGCCUAUUGGACAGCGAUCCUGCCACUCAAAAAAGUCAGAGGGAACUGACUGACUGACUUUGAGUUCUGCGCUCCUGCAACGCUUUGCCUUUAGACCCACAAUGCCAAUGGUUUCAGUGCCCUCAGGCCUGCGGAAGAGGCUCUGUAAUGGACUCCAGAGGGAUAGACUGAGAGACGGAGAGAUAAAGAGAGGGAAGGAGGGAGAGAGGGAGAGAGGGAGGGAUACAGGCCUUAAAGGAUGGGUGAAAAUGAGAUGUGUAUGCUGCUGCUACUCUUUGCUGCCUCUGUUUUUGGCCUUUAUCUGAUGACCCCUGUGAGAGAGUGUGUGUAGGGGGGAUGAGCAGGAGGCUGUGUGUGUGUGUCAGACCUGUGUGACUAUCCUCUGUGUCUAAAAGACUUCAGAUCUCCUGUUUGAGAUUUCCAUGUGUCAAUCAACACGGUCCUCUUUAAAUCGCCUGUGAGGAAAUGCAAAUAUUACAAAACGAUAGCCAGAUAUGUAUCGGAAGGGAAAGUGCACAAAAAUCUUUUUCAUGAAAAAAAGAGAUAGUGUUCAUAUCCUGCAUUGUACUGUUUUGCAUAGAUUACUGACGUGUGUGUGUGUGUGUGUGUGUGUGUGUGUGUGGGUGCGUGAGUGUGUGCGUGUGUGUGCGUGCAUGUGUGUGUUUGAGUGUGUGUGCGUGUGUGUGUGUAUGUGCAUGUGCGUGCAUGUGCAUGUGUGUGUGUGUGUGUGUGUGUAUGCGUUAUAGACCUUUAUCAUCUACCCAUAUCCCAUACAGAUCCAUUCACAGCUUAGCCUAUAUGACAUUGACGACACUGUUUAGUUAAACAAAUGUAGCACAAACACAAUUUAACUCAAUUUAGUCCGACAAACAUUAGGCUGUAUGACAGUUUCCAAGUGGCCCAGGUAGCUCAUCCAUGGCCUGUAUGAAACAAAUGAAACAAAGAAGGAACGUCUUUAUUACAGAGAGCACAACAAACCUUAUUUUUAAUUAUUCUGUCCUCAGCUUUUCCUGCACUCUCUGUGUCUACACCUGACCAGCUGUGGCAAAACGCAAAUGCCGAAUAUUUUCACGUUUAGAGGCAGUCAGUGAUGAUUUGAAAAGUAGCGAGGACAUUUUAUGUUGAUUGAAGCGCCUUUAGGUGAUAUUUGACUAAUCUGUUUAAAUAUUUUUUUAUAUGUUUACUGACUCAUCCUCAAAUUACCCAAAUAUAAUUAAAAAUAUUUUUGUCUGACUUG
Sardina pilchardus (European sardine) is the source of this 2229-nucleotide messenger RNA. Its product is annotated as collagen and calcium-binding EGF domain-containing protein 1-like. The transcript has 9 exons. Gene Ontology annotation, molecular function: calcium ion binding. Bases 29 to 976 code for a protein of 315 amino acids. The record is from RefSeq and is a predicted model, not a curated record. NCBI's taxonomy places the organism in Eukaryota, Metazoa, Chordata, Actinopteri, Clupeiformes, Clupeidae.